AUCAAAAUAACUUCCUGUUGCAUUUUCAACUUGAUAUCUUUUAAAACUUACCUUUUAAGAUAAAGAAAUGUGUAUUGGUCUCACUUCUAUAAUAUUAACGUUUACUACUAAUACUAUGAUUUUGGGAUAUGGUGAUUUGUCAGUCAACAAGAAAACAGCUCAGUAUAGAACAGUCAUAGGCUGUUCUGCGUGUGAUGCAAUUAAUGCAGUGGACAGAAACAUAAGCACUUGUGCACGAACUGAAUUUGGACAAACAUCACCCGAUCAGAUCACCUGGUGGUAUGUAGACCUUGGAGCUGUACACAGUGUGCACAAUAUCAGGAUACAGUUUAAGGACUAUGGACAAACGUAUAGUUGUUCCGGUUUUGGUGUUUAUGGAAGUCACUGUGAUUUACCCUGUCCAGAGAAUUGUAAGGAACAUAGAUGUGACAUCAUCAAUGGAACCUGUUUUGGCUGUACACCUGGAUGGGUGGGGGAGUAUUGUUCAAUAGGUAAUAUCUUAUUUUUAUCAGUUUCACAUGAUAAUGCCUUGUAUAAAAGUCCAACAGGUAAGUUCGGGUCAGAUUGUGGGUACAACUGUAGUGGUCACUGUAUAGGUGACAUUCCAUGUAAUAGAACAACCGGAAGGUGUGACUCUGGAUGUAAACCUGGAUACACUGGAGAGUUGUGUGACACAGGUUGUGAAAAUGGAAUGUAUGGCAGAAGUUGUAGAUAUUAUUGCAGUGAAAAUUGUUUACAUAACGUUCCUUGUAAUUCAACCAAUGGACAUUGUGAUAGUGGAUGUGCCUCCGGAUAUUUAGAUUUCUUUUGCAACAAAACUUGCGAUCUUGGAACAUAUGGACUGGAUUGUAAGCAAAACUGUUCAGUUGACUGCAAGGAUGGGUUAUGUAACAAUGUCGACGGCUCUUGCAUUUGCACAAAUGGAAAGAAAGGAUCUUCUUUUUGCACUGACACUAAUUUACAGUCUAAUGAAUGCAAUGAAUCAUUUUACAUCACUGGAAUGUCGAUAUUGGUUAUCAUAACCAUUAUAUUAGGCGCUGCAUGCAUUUUAUUAUUCUGGAAAUAUAAAAGACUAGUAAAGAUCGUGCGCUCAUCACAUUAUACCUACAUAACAAGGACAUCACUGCAACCGGAGAACAGCGACAAAGAUGGACCGCAAUAUGAAGAACUACAUGUAUCAGAAAAUUCGUAUAAUAAUACCGAACUACGAACUUCAACUCAAAAUCAACAAGUUUGAAAGUUUUAAACCAUAAGUCAAUAUUUAUGUAAUUGAUGUAAUUCUCUUUUAGAUGUUCUAAAAAAAAUCUAGAGUGAGCUAAUUAUGUAAUAUAUAUUAUUAUAUUUAUUCUUUUUGUCAAUUUGUUACUAUAGCUUAAUUUUUAAAUUUAAUUGGAAAGAGAUGUCGGAAAUUGGAUUUACAUAAACAUGUUUGCAUGUGCUGAAAUACCUCAUUAAUGCAUAAUGCACAAAAAUAUAGUAGCAUGUAAAUGUACUCUAUACUGGCCCAUAGCAACUAUUUAAAAGUGGGAGGGUGCAACUUGUCAAUUGAACCAACAAACAGCAUCUAAAGGAAAAUUAAUUUUACUGUAGAAAAUACCAUACUCAAAAAAUGGUUAGGGAGGGGCUGUCUCAAUUCUCCCCUCGCGUUCUACUGGCCUGUGCAUGGUGUUUUGAUACAAUGAACACAUUUAAAAUGAAUUCACCUAAUUCAACUAAAUAAAUUUUGGUUCAUGUCAACAUUUUCAACACGUUUGACCAUGUGCUCGAAAAUGUUUACUCUUCAUACUUGGUCUCUGAACUUCCCAAUAUCUAUUUUACAUGGAUUUGUACACCACAUCGUUUGACCUUAACUUUAAUUAAGCUAUGUCAAAGUAAACAUAAAUACUUACAAACUGGAUGCAUAUGUGCAAGGUAUUGAUUUCAUUACGCUCAUGUCAUAUGAAAAAUGGCGCAGAUACAAUAUUAUGAAAAGUAGCAUGGAUGCUGUUUACCCAUGAUGCCUACUCAUGCAGAUAAAUGACAUUGGACCAACUUACAGCCGAUGACUAUCCCCCAACGAAUACUCUCGCUACAAUAGUUUUAUGAUGUUAUGCCAACAGUUAGCCCAACAUUGGCCCAUAAUAUCAUUAUGCAUCACUAACUUUCAAUAUUCCAUGUGGGACCGCCGUAGGCGCAAUAAAGGUACUUAGUAACCCAACAGCGAAAUUGCAACCAUAAUGUGAGAUUGUGCCAACGAUAUGCUUCUAUCUGUGAAUGUAUUUCACAACGACAACUCUGAGUUUAUAUAUCGUAAAAAUGUGUACAUUACUGAUACAUUAUUGACUUUAAAUCAAUUCUCAGUAAGCAUACACUUUAAUUUUUUAUUUUGAACACCCAAAAAACCUUUUCAGUUAACACAGUUUAAACAAAGCCUAUAUUUAUAUUCAUAUCAGAUAGAAAAAAGUACUGCAUCUAUGUGUUAGACGAAGGCUGAGACUAAUUUCAUUUUUCAGCAAAUUUGAAUAAAUAAAACGAAGUGUUUUUAAAAAAUUGAAAUCCUCCUUCAAUAACGAAGAUCUUAAAACAUUUGCAGUUUUAAUAUGUUCUUUUAUGUGGUUGUACGUGCUUAUCAAUACCAUUUGCAAUUUCACUUCGGGUGUGUAUUCUCAUUUGCAUCUUUUUACUCCUUGUAUCUAUAUAAAACGGUAUGAAUGCUACAUGUAAUUCUAAAUGAAUGAAUCCUAAGAACAUGCAUUUAGGUAAAAUAAUAAAAAAAAUAUUAUUUUAGAAUGCAGAGUUUGUGCCAAAUGUAUUGACAAGCAUUUUUCAAGAUUCUUGAAGAUUUGUUAAACUCACUUGCAUGUCUGUAGUACUUGAAUUUCAUAAAUCAAAUUUAUUAAUUGAUCAAUUGACAAAAUAUUUGCUUUUAUAUCUAAUGUUGAUCGUAAUUGAUGUUAAAUACAUGUAGGUAUAGUUUACUAGAAAUGAUAUUUGAGCGUAUGUAUUGUCCAUA
Magallana angulata is the source of this 2992-nucleotide messenger RNA. Its product is annotated as multiple epidermal growth factor-like domains protein 10. The record is from RefSeq and is a predicted model, not a curated record. The coding region runs from base 68 to 1237 and encodes 389 amino acids. The transcript is spliced from 8 exons. Lineage: Eukaryota; Metazoa; Mollusca; Bivalvia; Ostreida; Ostreidae. Gene Ontology annotation, molecular function: scavenger receptor activity.